AUGGACGACAACGAGUUCGAAUUUCCGCCGGACCAGCUCGACGACGUCAUCGCGAAGCGGCUCUCACCUUACCAAACGGCAAUGCCAAACCCGCUGCAGACGUCGUUUGCAUACCCCGUCGAUAACGUGCCACUUAGCAUGCUGGCACAGAUUCCACUUGAGCACCUGCCGCCGACCCUGCCCAAGAACCCGCAGAACUUCUCCAUUGGGCAGGUGUUGCGCGGCGCUCUCUCCACGUCGCAUAUGCGCGCUCCUCCAGGAGGCAGCGGUAUAUCCCGUCCCGGUGCCAGUGUGGCGCCACUUCCGCACUCUCAACGUCUGCACCAGCACAGCCCGACGCACUCGCCGUAUCUCAUAGCGGGUCCCCCUCCACACCACUCGGCCACGUCAGACGAAGAGGAGCGAGACGGUGGCGCGGAAGACGCGUUUCAGCUCGGCAAGGAGGGUAUCGCAGAAGCGCAUGGUGGCAGCACGUUGGACUCGACGGAGCUGCAGAUGCGCGUGCGCCGCCCCUCCAACCGGCAGGCGCGCAUCGACUGGAGCGAGGCGGAGGUGCGCAGCUUCUACCAGGCGCUCUCCCAGUACGGAACAGACUUCAGCGCGAUCGCCGUGCUCUUCCCUGGCCGCACCCGCAGAGACAUAAAGCGGCUGUAUCAGCGUGAAAUGCGUCAGAAGCCAAAAGAGGUGCAGGCGGCUCUCAGCCAAAAACACCCUAUCGACAUGGCCGUCUUCGAGGUACGCUACGAAGCGAAAAAGAAGGAGGCGCAGCAGCUGGUGAAGACAAAGAAGCUGAACGCCGAAGAGCUGGCCUUCCUAGACGAAAUUGCAGGCGGGCAGCCAUCGGAGAGCGCUGUACCCGUGAAGAGUGAAGAGCUCGAGGCGCCGGUACCAGCGGCUACACUCGGGGAUGUGGAGGAAACAACUGCCGCGCCGCCAUCUCGUCCGCACAAGCGCCGACGUGAGACACAUGACAUGGAGGCCAAAGACGGACUGGAGGCGAAACCAGCAACGAACGACACCGCCCCUGCCGCUGACGACGACUUUGACAUGGCGCAGGAGUCACUUUUCGACAUGGUCAUGCAUCGCGAGUGCGAAGACAAGGCAUCGCUGGACAUACUGUUCGCGGCACAGCUACAUCAGGGGCAGCAGCAGGCCGCCCUGGAGGACUCAGAGUUCUCUUUGUGA
Molecule: messenger RNA, 1185 nt
Organism: Leishmania braziliensis MHOM/BR/75/M2904
Lineage: Eukaryota; Euglenozoa; Kinetoplastea; Trypanosomatida; Trypanosomatidae
Exons: 1
Coding region: 1-1185 (394 amino acids)
Biological process (GO): RNA polymerase III preinitiation complex assembly
Cellular component (GO): transcription factor TFIIIB complex
Molecular function (GO): TFIIIC-class transcription factor complex binding
Source: RefSeq, a predicted model, not a curated record